Messenger RNA from Octopus bimaculoides (California two-spot octopus), 5697 nucleotides. RefSeq names its product syndetin. Gene Ontology annotation, molecular function: SNARE binding. Gene Ontology annotation, cellular component: EARP complex. Gene Ontology annotation, biological process: endocytic recycling; retrograde transport, endosome to Golgi. NCBI's taxonomy places the organism in Eukaryota, Metazoa, Mollusca, Cephalopoda, Octopoda, Octopodidae. The record is from RefSeq and is a predicted model, not a curated record.
UCCAUUAUAAGUGGGAGGUGAGACGAGUUACGGGCAGUUAUUUCGUCGACUUGUCACCAGGUGACGCUGUUAUCGUUACUUAUAAAAUGGCGAUUCUCUUCUUCUUCAUUCCGCUUCGUCUCUCCUUCAAAUAACCGUUUCUAUUUACACAAUUAUAUCCAUAAAUGUCACCUCUCUACUGAAUUCGACAUACAACACAUUGGCUGGAACAUAUAUAUUAUACUGUGCGUGUGUCUUUCUCAUACAACACUGGACUGGGUGUAUAUAUAUAUAUAUAUAAUGUCACUUCAUUGACUGGGAUAUAUAUACAUAUAUAAUAUAUACACACACGUAUAUAUACACACACAUAUAUAUACAUGUAUAUGUUGUCUCUGUCGUGAAACACAUUGGAUUGCGAUAUAUAAAGCACCGUUCUUCGCUAUAUAUAUAUAUAUAUAUAUAUAUAUAUAUAUAUAUAUAGUUCAUAAUUUAUUAAUUUGUGUAUAGAGUGUUAUUGUGGUGGUCGUCUUCUCUCUGAUGGAGUUGCAGUGAUGGACAUAAAGAAGAAAUUGAAGCUGUUGAUAGGCAAACAGGACAGUAUCCAGUCCCCUACAGAUGAAGCCGUCAUCAGCCCUCAACAGUUGAGUUCUGACCCAGCUGUAACAAAAUCUAAAGCUGAACAGUUUCGGGAUCCCCAUGUGGAUCAGGAAAUACUGGAAAGCAUUGAAUCCUUUUAUUAUAACUCGGAACAGUUUGACACCAGUGAGUAUGAACUAAAGAAAUUACCUGAGACAUUGGAACUAAGCCAGAUUGAUGCCGACAGAGCAAGAUUAAGGGGUCAACUGGAUGUGGUGUCAAGGAAGGUUUAUGAAUUGGUACUGCAGAACCACCCUGCCUAUGUCACAGAACUACAACGUGUCAUGGAAUUACAGAAAACCUUGCAAUCAGCAGGUGGGAUAUGUACCACAGGACGUAGUCAACUACUGAAAGCCAGAGAGAGUUUUACUGCAACAAGUCUUGGCUUAUUGGCAAAUUACCGUAAACGAAGCCAGCUAAUGUCGUUACUUAAGUCUCUACACACAAUCAAAACAUUGGUAAAAACGUCCAUCUCUCUCUCUCUCUCUCCACAGGAAGAAGACUACAGUGGUGCCAUCCAGUUAUGUCUAGAGUGCCAAAAUGCUGCCAGUACCUUCAGACAUUACCAUUGUAUCAGUGAACUGAAUUUCAAACUCCAAGACACUUUGGAACUCAUCGAAGAACAACUAGAUGUAGCAUUGUCAAAGACCUGCAACAGUUUUGACGUUGCUCACUACAGCAAGGUGCAGACGGCCUACAGACUUCUGGGUAAGACACAGGUUGCCAUGGACCAGCUACACAUGCAUUACACCAGUGCAAUCCACAACACAGCGUUCACAAUCGUUCUUGGUUAUGUGGAGCUCUACUCUGGCACCACUUCAACCAACUUUCAGAAAAAGCAAUAUUCAGAUUUAUGCAAACACAUCACUGUAGAGAGUUUUACACCGUGCCUCACUGACCUCUGCAAAGCAUUAUGGGAAGUGAUGAAGUGCCACUACAAGACAAUGUUGUGGCAUAAACAACACAAUGCCGACACACCAGACUCCGAGCCACCGUCCAACAACGAGGAACUGUCGUUCAACCAACGUUAUGUUCAGCAGAAGCUCCAGCAUGGCAUGUUGCGUAUCUGGCAAGAUGUUCAACAGAAGGUGAAGACAUUCAUCCUGGGAACCGAUUUGUCUUUCUUUAAAUUUGAGGAAUUCAUUCUCGUAUUGGAUCUCGUUAACAGAUUAAUAGAAAUUGGUGAAGAGUUUUGUGGCAGCAAGUCUGAGAGUCUGCAAGAUGUCCUUCGACAACAAAGUCUUAAUUAUUUCCGCAACCAUCACAGAUCCAGAAUGGAUGAGUUACGGAUGUUCCUGGAGAACGAAGGCUGGGAGUUAUGUCCGGUGCGAUCCAACUUUAACCUCCUUCAGCUUUUGGAAUUCCGAUUUAUGCAAAACUGGAAUUUAAACACUUCCAGCAAUUCUUCAAUGUGCAGCGGCAAUCAGUUUGACACGAAGGAAGAAUUAGGUGGUUACUUCAGUAAUUUAGAAGAGAAACGAAACCCAUUUGAUCUUCAGCUUGAAGAAGAUGAACAGGAAGAUGUCUUUGCUCGAACACUGGACCGUGAUGAUCUCGACGGCAGCAUUGGCAGUGACAGUGACUCGGACGUUGCGGAUGAACUGAAGCAGGAAUUUGUCGAUGAACACACUGGUGACAUGCAGACACACAAUCAUCGACCUCGUGCACGGAGCAGAAGUGGAUUAAAAUCUGUAGCCAUUGUUACCAACACUUCUCUGAAUAUACUCCGAGUUAUAGGGAGAUACAUGAAAAUGAUGAACAUUUUGAAGCCGAUUGCCUUUGAUGUGAUCAGCUGCAUGUCUCAGCUGUUUGACUACUACAUGUACUCGGUCUACAUUUUCUUCAGUUCUGAUGGGCCAGAAAUCAAUGACAUCACAAUGAAAAACCGACUGAAAAUUACGUUACAAAGAGUUGGUGAAAGUUUAAUUGCUGAUGGUUCUGUGUCAGUUGGCAAUGGAUUGGUGCCACCGGAGAAAACGGACAAGAUCCGCCAGGCCUACCUCUCACCAACCGUCAACCUCACCAAUCCUCAAAAACUAUUUGGGCUUUCAGAGAGAAUCGUUGCUGCUGAAUCACUUGUGUUUCUGGCCGAACAAUUUGAAUUCCUGCAGCCAUACCUGGACAGUAUGAUUCCGGUCAACAAGAAAGCAUUUCUCCAACAGUUUUAUUCACAAACUGUGAAGAUGGCAAGUGAACUGCGUAAACCAAUCUACCGUGUUGUGUCGUCGCAAGUGAUUGAUUACGGAAGCCUUGUCCAGCAGAUGUCAGCAGUGAAGUGGGAUGUGAAGGACAUUAUGUCCCAACACAACACAUACGUUGACAGCAUCUUGGAAAGUUUCCAAGACUUCCGUAAUCGUCUUCAUGAAGUUAGUCGUCAUGUCCCGGUCUCCAAGGUUGUCCAUGACAUCAUCUGGGAACACUGCAUAUCGUUGGCCAAUCAUAUGUUUGUUGAGGGCUAUGCCAACGCCAAAAAGUGCACCAAUGAAGGUCGUGCAUGGAUGCAGCUGGACUUUCAACAAUUCCUCACCAAACUUGAGAAGUUUGCUGACAUCAGACCAAUUCCUGAGAGAGAAUAUGUCGAGACUUACAUCAAGGCUUAUUAUUUACCUGAAGCACAACUUGAGAUUUGGUUACAAGACCACAAGGAAUACUCAAACAAGCAGCUGUUGGCUUUGAUCACAUCAGUGGACCACAUUAACCGUAAAGCACGGCAACGAUUGGUGAACAUGGUGGAGGAGUUUGACAAAACAAGGAGAUGAUGAUGAUGAAAGUGAUGGUGAUAGUGAUAAUCAUUAUUAUAGUGGUGGUGGUGGCCAUGUACGUUUUUAUGUGAGGAAAAAAAUAUGAUCUGAGAAGAAUGUAUAUGUCAUAGUUAAUAGUGUAGAAAACACCCUUAAAACAUUAACAGGUGUGUGUAUAUAUACACUUGUGAGUCUGUGUGUGUGUGUUUAAGUGUUUCAUUGAAAUACAUUUUUAUUUUCUAAUGUUGAUCAGUUAAAUUGUACAUCAGGACCCAGAUUCCUGGUGACGAAGAUAACACAACUGUACAACACCUUGUAAUACUGCACUAUAGUAUUAUACAAUACUGUAAGUCUGCAGUUACUAUUUACACUAAUGUCUGUAUCACACUUCUGGAAAUCAAAAGCAAGUUCUGGUGGUACAGAUUUUAAUUAUCCGAACUUGGGACCAAUUAUUAAAAACAAAAACAUCUCACAACAGACAACAUAUCACAUUCAGCAUAUCAGACAGACAUCAGACCACCACGUCUCUCUCAACAAAUAAGACAUUCUUAAUUACCAGUUAAUAUAACAUUAGUUUAUGUAAUAGGCCCCAUGGUCUGUUGAGCUCACUGAUCAACUUGUUUGUUUAUAGCAGUGGGUGGGGUGGGGAUUAGAGGGCAGAAUAUUUAGGUUUGAAGUAAAUACCUUGUGGUAUUAAGUUGUGCCCCCUUGAAACUCUUUAGUUUAUCUUGCCAAAAUUAAUUUUGCCUUACAGGUCAACUAAUUACCAAUGAAGGACUAAGUUCAUUUAAUGCUACCUCUAUUUGCCCCUCCCUGGGGGGCCUUGUGCCAAUGUUAGAAAUCCUUAUUGCCUUUUAUUCCUCUGGGUUCAAUAUAAAUAUACCAGUCAUGCACUGGGGUUUCAAUAUUAAGGGCAUUGUGUCAACCUAAGAUAUCGAAGGGUGGGGGAAGAAUUCUAAACGCCUCCCCCCCACCACCUCUAUUCAUAAUACGUAUAGAGGUGAUGAGAUUGUGUAACAUUGAUGCCUUUCUCGUCCUCCUUCAAAAGUGUAAUGAUUUCAACUGAAAAAAAUCACAAUUGGUUCAUCAUCUCAGUUAUAAGAUACGCACAUGUAAGGGGGCAACUCAAGGGGUCGGCUACAAGAAGGGCAUCCAGCUGUAAAAAACACUGCCUCAGAAAAACCAUCCAACCCAUCCAUGCCAGCAUGGAGAAGUGGGUUGUUACUCAUCUACUGGUGUCAGUCUUUAGAUUGUGGCCAUGCUGGAGUACAACUGUGGCACAAAAUUUUAUUUCUUUUUGGUUCAUUACAUCCAUCUCAAUCUUUUCUCUGGUUCUUAUAUUAGCGACCUGAGUAGAAGGGAAGGCAAAGUUUACCUGGGCAUAACUCAAUACUAUGUGCAGUAUUUUUGUUCAACACUCCCCUCUCAAUUCUGCACCCACCCCCCUCCUCCCAAUCGCUAAUGAACUUUCACAAACUUUAACAUCAAUUAAAUAUUUCAUUCACAAUCUUUGGGGAUCAGAAACCCUGAAAUAAAAUAGAUACCCAACUUACUGUGGAAAUAGAACUUGGAACCACAUAAUUGCAAACUGCUUAACCCCCGCCCCAGCCAUGGAUCUGUUGCACCUUUUUUUUUUUGAGAGAGAGGGAUUAAUGAGAUAAUAUUUACCUCUUAUAGUUUGUGACCCAUUGAUUCCCAUUUCAGGAACUUCUGCUAGUUCUAGUUAAGGGUUCCAUUCUUUAGGAGCUGAGCAGGGCAUGUUUUUGUUUUUAUUUUUUUGUUGCUUAAAUCUCAACUUGCGAGUGAAAGGUGUCAACUGGCUCCUAUAAAGAAAUAAAAACUGACAACCUACACUGUAAAUAGAAUAAUAACAAUGUUUUGUGACAUAACAACAAUACUUGUUACAUUCGCAAGUUGACAGAAUCCCACAAGGUUUAGGCUGUUUUUCUAACACAUAUCAAACAGUGUGUUGUCUGUUAUUAUUUGGUAUGUAGGAGAGAACAGACCUAACACUUCCCAGCCCCUGUUGUCAUUAGUAACCAAAACAGGGAGAUCACAACCUAAAAGAGGAGCACAAAUAUACAUACAUACACACCAUCUUUGAAAUUGAACUCCCUGUUUGACAAAUCUGUGUGUUGCGUGUGUGUGUCUAUAAGUAUGUCCUGUGUGUGCAUAUUUGAGGGCACCUAUUUUAUGUAUAACAGCAUGCUGUGUGUGUGUGUGUGUGUGUGUAUAUACACACACCCCUAUGUCCCCCACCCCCUUUCACUAAGUGGACCAAUUAAGUCGAUUAUUUAAGAUAAUUCCUUUCUGUACAUAAAUUUAUUUUUGUUCAAUAAAU